Molecule: messenger RNA, 1049 nt
Organism: Phoenix dactylifera (date palm)
Lineage: Eukaryota; Viridiplantae; Streptophyta; Magnoliopsida; Arecales; Arecaceae
Source: RefSeq, a predicted model, not a curated record
AAUGAUGCUAUAGAAUUCAAGGAUGUAUUUAUGCGACUUGUGGCCCGGGAUCCUAAUUUUGAUAAUGCGCCAACUGAGGAAGAUUGGUCUCAAGGCAUUAUUAUUUGUAACUUCUUAAAGGUUUUUCAUCUUAUAACUGAAGUUUUUUCACAAACAAAAAAUCCAACUGCAAAUUUGUAUUUCUAUGAAAUUUGGAGAAUCAAUAUGCUCUUGAUUGAAGAAUCUAGAAGUUCAAAUGCAGUUGUGAUGAUGAUGGCUUUAAAGAUGCAAGAAAAAUUUGACAAGUAUUGGAAGGAAUGCUCUCACAUUCUUGCUGUAGGGGUUGUUCUUGAUCCAAGACAUAAGAUGAAUCUUAUUAUUUAUUGCUUUCACACAAUCCAUGGUAAUGGUGAUCGUGCUUCAUUUGAGAUCAACAAAGUGCGUGAAGUUCUUCAAACUUUUUAUGAUAAUUAUGCAAUUUUAUAUGGCACAAAUGUCUCUCUUGUUCAAGUGGAUGAGAGGGUGUCUACAUCCCAAGGUGGAAGAGAUGAGAAUCGUUUUAUGCAUGGCUAUAAAGAAUUCAUCCACGGAGUACAAGUUACCCAACCAUCGAAGUCAGAAUUAGAGACCUAUUUGGAAGAGAAGGUUCAUCCAUUAGAAGAUCAAAAUUUUGACAUUCUACAGUAUUGGAAAUUCAAUGAAUCAAAAUAUCCAAUAUUGUCUAGGAUGGUACGUGAUAUCUUGGCAAUUCCCGUUUCUACCGUUGCAUCUGAGUCUGCCUUCAGCACUGCUGGCAGGGUUUUGGAUGAUUUUCGUAGCAGUCUAUCUCCGAAUACGGUUGAGGUAUUGAUAUGCGCACAAGAUUGGCUUCGAGAUAGCUUGCCUCAUCUUGCAGAUAUUCCACCUCCUCAUACAAAAUACAAGGUUGAAGAUUACGAAACUGUUGUUGAUAUUAAUACCGAUGAUUAGCUUAUGCUGGAUGGUGGUAAUCUAUCUUAACUGAUGUUCUUGAUUGUUUCUGCCGUGCGGGUGAUCCUUUAGCUGUGGUCGAAUGGAUAAAGAAAAUUGUG